This is a messenger RNA of Tuber aestivum (summer truffle), 3262 nucleotides long. NCBI's taxonomy places the organism in Eukaryota, Fungi, Ascomycota, Pezizomycetes, Pezizales, Tuberaceae. The record is from the annotation of a GenBank genome assembly.
AUGCGGCUCUCGACUGGCGUCAUUGUGCCUAAGCAGGAGCCGCCAGUGGAACCGGGCCCUUAGCUCUGCCCCUCCACCCCCCCUUCCACCUCUUCUUGUUCACCCCGCCCUACCCUGUCCCCUACUCCCGAUCAAACCCAGCUUAUGCCAUGUGAGUAAUCUCAAUUAUCACAUCUACCAUUCCCAUUACCACUCCCGCUUCAACCUACACUUUCUGAGAAACGCUGCAGAAGCAUCAGAAUGCUCUCCCCUUGCCUCCUUCGCUCAAUCGCGAGGGCGGCCCCAGGGCGUACUUCGCCGUUACUACUCUCUCGGGGUGUCGCACGGCUCUGCCCACUUGGAUUGGAGCGAGGCUUUGCUUCAACCCGGUUUUUACUCCAAAAUGAGAGCUCCGGUCCAACCAAUGGUCUUCCAAUGUCUACUCAGCCAGAGAAGGUCCCCGCACGCACCGUAAACAAGCUAAUGCCCUCGGCAUCUAUCACGGGGGCCCCAAAUCUACUCGGAGAACCAACUCUAACUGCCCAGGAGCAACGGAAAGCAGAUUGGGGGAUUAUAAAGGAGAUGUCAACCUAUCUAUGGCCAAAAGUACGCUUCCUAAAAGUCGCAGGGAGUUAGAUACUGAGUGGGAAUUGCAUCGCAGGGAAACCCUGGUGUCAAAGUCCGCGUAGGACUCUCGCUGGGCCUCCUCGUCGGUGCGAAGGUCUGUGUUGCCUACAUAUUCCUCGAACCAAUAUCCCAUCCGCACACAAUCUAAGAAAAACCAAUGAUCCAUCAGAUUUUAAACGUUCAAGUACCAUUUUACUUUAAGACUAUAAUCGACUCCAUGAACGUGGACUUUUUAGCUGUUGGAGGAACAGUAUGGACCGCGACCGGGUCUGUAAUAGUAGCAUGUACGGUGACUUCCCCAAAUUUCUUUACUACCAAAGCAGUGGAAGAUGUCGGGCAUUAAAAUCACAAAGAUGGCCUCGCCCGAAUAGGGUCAACUGCUUUCCAAGAAAUCAGGAACGCUGUGUUUGCCAGUGUUGCGCAGAAGGCGAUACGAAGAGUUGCCUGCAAUGUUUUCGAUCACUUGCUCCGAUUAGAUCUUAAUUUCCAUCUCACGAGGCAGACCGGAGGCUUGAGUAGGGCUAUUGAUAGAGGGACUAAGGGGAUAAGCUUUUUGCUUACUUCGAUGGUUUUCCACAUAUUUCCCAUAUUCCUUGAGAUAUCCAUGGUUUGCGGGAUAUUGGUAGGGAUCCCCCCAGUCCCGCGAUAUAAUAGAAACCCCACACCAGCUGAAGGCGUUUAGACUUAUAAAUUCGGGCCUAAUUUUGCUGCUGUGACGGCUGCUACCAUGCUAGCCUAUACAGUAUUUACAAUCAAAACGACCGCAUGGCGAACAAAAUUCAGAAAGCAAGCAAACGCAGCCGAUAAUAAAGGAGCAACCGUAGCAGUUGAUUCACUAAUCAACUAUGAAGCUGUUAAGGUUGCUAUCACUCGAUCCCCACCGAUUCCCCGGCUUGUGCCCUAACCCCUAGCUAACAAAUAGGCAGUAUUUCAACAACGAGAAGUACGAAGUGGGUAGGUAUGACAAGGCCCUCAAGGGCUACGAGAGCGCGUCCAUCAAAGUAGCGACCUCCCUAGCCUUCCUAAAUUUGGGACAGAAUGUCAUAUUUUCCUCAGCCUUGACCGCCAUGAUGUACCUUGCUUGUCAGGGUGUAAUUGACGGGAACUUAACUGUCGGUGACCUAGUUAUGGUCAAUCAACUUGUCUUCCAGCUUUCGGUUCCCUUGAACUUCCUUGGCUCGGUAUACCGCGAGUUAAGGCAGUCGCUCCUAGACAUGGAGACCCUCUUCAACCUGCAAAAGGUGAACAUAGCGAUCAAGGAUAAGCCCGACGCAAAACCGUUGGAAUUUAAAGGUGGUGAGAUUAGAUUCGAGAAUGUGACAUUCGGGUAUCACCCUGACAGGCCGAUCCUGAAAAACGUCACAUUCACGAUCCCCGCUGGGAAAAAGACGGCGAUCGUUGGCCCCAGUGGUUGCGGGUGAGUUCUCAUGACCGGGGUGGAUGGUGGAUCAGUAUUCACAUUUGCUGAAACCUCUGAUAGAAAAUCAACAAUCCUAAGACUUCUCUUCCGAUCCUACGAUGUCCAGGGUGGAAGGAUUCUUAUUGAUGGCCAGGAUAUCAGAGAUGUCACCGUUGAAUCACUGAGGAAGAGUAUAGGCGUGGUGCCUCAAGAUACCCCACUGUUCAAUAACACUAUCGAGCACAACAUCCGCUACGGUCGUAUAGACGCAACAGCAGAGGAGGUGUUGCAUGUCUCCAAGAGAGCAAGAAUCCAUGAUGCCAUCUCUGCUUUCCCGGAGGGUUACCAGACAAUGGUUGGUGAGCGGGGAAUGAUGAUCUCAGGUACCGGCGCCGAUCGCAGCACAUCACUCGAGCGGGCGCUGACGCAAGAUACCUUAACAAACAGGUGGUGAAAAGCAACGCCUCGCCGUGUCACGACUGCUCCUAAAAGAUCCCCCGGUAUUAUUCUUUGACGAAGCCGUAAGUCCCAGACCCAAAAUUCCACGGCAUUGAGGCAGCUAACCUACGGUGCCCAUACCGGUAACAGACCUCCGCCCUGGACUCUCACACCGAGCAAGCCCUCCUAGGAAACAUCUCCUCUAUCCUAAAAGAGAAAGAGCGAACAAGCGUAUUCGUUGCGCAUCGCCUGCGUACCAUUUUUGACAGCGGUAGGGCCUCUUUUGUUAUUAUUCUUUUUUUCCUUUUACCUCCUCAUUUUCCUCCAUCCUGCCUCGCGUUUCUAGAAAAGGACGCCGACCUAACAAACUGGUCGCGAAACCACAGACCAAAUUAUAGUUCUGCGAGAUGGCUCGGUUGCAGAACCUCCUGGGACACACGAGCAGCUCAUCAAUUCCAGUGGGGUGUAUAGCUCGCUUUGGGCAGGUGAGUUUUUUCUUUUCUUUUUCUAUCAUACAGUACCCGAGUACCAUGCCCUAUUCCGAUGAUGUGUGUGAUGGGAUCCCGGCCUUGUUGACGAGGGUCUGGUGGGUGCCGCUGCAGCGCAGGAGACGACACCCGGGAUUGAGAUCGCGGGGGAAGGAUCGAGCAAGAGCAAAGGGAAGGGUAUCGGUAAGAGAGGACCGACCAUUGGGGUCUGAGUCGUUGAGGGGGGUGGUUGAUCACGAGGAGCGUACGAGUACGAUGGCCUGGCAUGGAGAUGGUACAAGUGCCGUAGAAGUAUAAAGUGGAGUGAUGAUAGACGAUAGGGUGUUGCUGC